Penicillium vulpinum is the source of this 1719-nucleotide messenger RNA. RefSeq lists its product as uncharacterized. Gene Ontology annotation, biological process: regulation of DNA-templated transcription. The record is from RefSeq and is a predicted model, not a curated record. The transcript is spliced from 2 exons. The coding region runs from base 1 to 1719 and encodes 572 amino acids. Lineage: Eukaryota; Fungi; Ascomycota; Eurotiomycetes; Eurotiales; Aspergillaceae. Gene Ontology annotation, molecular function: DNA-binding transcription factor activity, RNA polymerase II-specific; zinc ion binding.
AUGUCUGCUAGUGUGGACCAUUCAAGGGGUCGCUCAAAGGUCCAUCCAAGGUCAAGGCUAGGCUGCAGAACUUGCAAAAUUCGACGGGUCAAGUGCGGAGAGGAAAAGCCUAGCUGUGUUCGAUGUACUAGUACAGGUCGCAAGUGCGACUUUGAAGACGCACAGCCCCCUUCCACAAUCUCGGUCAUCGCCAACCCUUUAUCAUUGUCGCCAAAUACCAACACGGUGUGGCGAGAACGACGUGCAUUUGCCUACUAUUUUGAAUCUGCUGCCUCCUCCAUUGGCGGUGGAUUGGAUGUUGAUUUUUGGCGCACUGUCGUUCCACAGGUCUGCCGUUAUGAACCUGCUGUGUGGGAUGCAAUCAUCACUAUUAGUGCGCUAUUUGAGUAUGCCAAAAAAAGCCCGAAUCCCGUGCUACAAGGCCGUGAUAGCCAGAUUUCUCUUACUCAAAAUCAUCAAGAUGCUCUGGGCUGGUACUCACGCUCAGUAUCUGCUGUUCGUCAGCGCAUCGAGCAGGGUAGCGUAGACGUUUUUGUCGGACUGAUCAGUUGUGUGCUAUUCAUUUGCAUUGAGGCCAUCCAGGGAAAUGCAGAUGGGGCAUUGCAGCUUUAUCGUCAAGGUGUGCAGCUCAUUAUUGCUUUGCGUCCCCAAAUAGCAUCUGGGGCUGCGAGUCAAGCUUCCAUGUUGGAGGAUACGAUUAUCCCGAUCUUCGUCCGUCUAGGAACAUUCGCUCUCGCUAUUGGUGGGGCUCCGGUGACCGCUUUACUAAAUGACACUGAGCAUGCCUUGACGAAACAGUUCGACUCACUCAAGUCUGCUAGGGAGGCGAUCGUGCUCUUAGCUAUAGAGAUUCCGCUCUUUGAAACCAGUUGCACCAAGCACUUACUCCAGGCUGGUGCGUCUCAUGUGCCUGAAGAAUUCAAUCUUAAACUAUUCAGUCUGGCUACUAGACUGAAAAACUGGCAUACUUCUUUUGAGAAGCUGAUGACUUCUCUUCGCACUAAAGACCUUUUAUCACUGCAACAGAUUGGUACUAGUGCCCUUCUGUUGAGUUAUCAUGAAAUGCUAUACAUUAUGCUCGAGACCUGCACAUCCUUGUCAUUGAUGCAAUUUGAUGCUUAUUUACCAAACUUCCAAAAUAUCGUCGAACAAUGUGGCAAUGCGCCCAAAGCCUCGGAGCGAUCAGACGGCACACAGCCGCCAUUUACAUUUGAAGUCAAUGUUGGACUUCCGCUUUGGUUCACCAGUCUCCGAUGCCGUGAGCCGCGUACCCGACGUGCGGCACUGGCUCUACUCUACCAAGCGCCCUCAGUGCAAGGAUUUUACCAGUGCUCGAUCUGGGCAACCGUCGGUCGAACGAUAAUGGAACUAGAAGAAUCACGGGCAAUGGAAAUCAAUGGGGUUCAUCAUACACCCAUUUUUGGUGCACUGGAGUCAACAAAUGGACCGAUUUCCGGCUCCGAACUUGCGACAACCUCAUCUUAUGCGGUUUCAGAGCCCAGAAUACCAGCAGCACUGUUCAUUCCAGAGGAGGUGCGCAUUGGACCCAUUGCUGCUUUCCGGCCAAUGGAUGGGUUUCCUCCUGGAACUACAGAGGCAGAUAUCGCUAAAUGGAACCGGGGCCCUGAUCAACUCUUUCUCCGGUUUUCCCGCAAUGAGCGAGGUCUGGCUGACGAUUCUUGUCGGAUAGUGUACGAAUAUAUUCCCCUUGACUUUUAA